AUAAGUAUAUUCUUCACUUAUGUACCAGUUAAGGUUACCACUUGUAUGCCGGUUGCGUACCGUAGAGGCCUAAAUUAGGCUAAACGUUUAUAGCUCGCGUAUGAGAGUUUAAAAAAAAACUGGCUGUUGCGCGUCUUUGGUUUGCUGCUUUUUUUUCGAAAUAAUAUAAUUUUUUAUAAUCUCAUAAAAAAUGCCAAAUUGCCCGAAAUGCGAAAAACCCGUGUAUUUUGCCGAAAGAAAAACAUCGUUGGGUAAAGAUUGGCACGCGUCUUGUUUGAAAUGUGAAAAAUGUAAUAAGACUUUGAUACCUGGAGGACAUUCGGAACAUGAUGGAAGACCUUAUUGCAAUAAACCUUGUUACUCGGCGUUAUUUGGACCAAAAGGAUUCGGACGAGGAGGCAUCGAAAGCUACGUCUACAGAUAGAUGUACCCAAAACAGAACACCCCCUAUCGAUAGAUGUUAUCUUAAGUUGCAAUAUUACUGUAAAUAUCACUCGAGUAUUCGUAUAGGUAUUUAAAUAUACGUAUUUUGAUAUA
Molecule: messenger RNA, 537 nt
Organism: Planococcus citri (citrus mealybug)
Lineage: Eukaryota; Metazoa; Arthropoda; Insecta; Hemiptera; Pseudococcidae
Product: cysteine-rich protein 1-like
Exons: 3
Coding region: 191-424 (77 amino acids)
Source: RefSeq, a predicted model, not a curated record